Molecule: messenger RNA, 5299 nt
Organism: Polyodon spathula (Mississippi paddlefish)
Lineage: Eukaryota; Metazoa; Chordata; Actinopteri; Acipenseriformes; Polyodontidae
Product: low-density lipoprotein receptor-related protein 8-like
Exons: 19
Coding region: 106-2868 (920 amino acids)
Molecular function (GO): protein binding; calcium ion binding
Source: RefSeq, a predicted model, not a curated record
GAAGCCAGCACAGCACAGUGCAUAGCAACGCUGCGGGAGGGUAGCUGGCGCACCGGCGCAGUGUUAUUAUUAUUAUUAUUAUUAUUACACACAGCGCUUUAAGAAAUGUGGAAAGCUAUAGGGAGAGUAAUACUGGUACAGCUGCUACUGUUGAAGCAGCACUCUUCAAAAGAGACCAAAACGGAGUGCGAAAACGGACAAUUUCAAUGCAAGAACGAAAGGUGCAUACCUGCAAUUUGGAGAUGCGAUGAUGACGAUGAUUGCUCGGACAACAGCGACGAAGAAAACUGUGUGAAGAAGACCUGUGCCCCGACGGACUUCACCUGUCAGAACGGCCAGUGCAUCCCUGCCAGGUGGCUCUGCGAUGGGGAGGCAGAAUGCUCCGAUGGAUCCGAUGAGGCAGGAUCCACGUGCAGCCGACAGACGUGCCCGCCUGAGAAAUUCAACUGUGGGGGCUCCAGUAAUAAGUGCAUCUCGUUGUCAUGGCAAUGCGACGGGGAGACAGACUGUGAGAAUGGCAUGGAUGAGGCUGAGUGCCCUUCAGACAUGAAGCCCUGCCCUUCCAGCGAGUUCCAUUGCCGGAGCAGGAAGUGCAUCGCCCCCAUCUUCGUGUGCGACGGGGCCGAUGACUGCGGAGACGGGAGUGACGAGGAGCACUGCUCGGAACCCGCCUGCGGCCCCUUGGAGUUCCGCUGCAACAACUCUGCCUGCAUCCCCCAGCUGUGGAGCUGCGACGGGGACCCCGACUGUCCGGACCGGUCAGACGAGUCUAUCGAGCGCUGCGGCCGCCGGACCAAACCCCGCUGCACCCCCGGAGAGUUCCAGUGCGCCAGCGGGGAGUGCGUCCACCUGAGCUGGAGGUGCGACGGAGACUCGGACUGCAAGGACAAAUCUGACGAGAGCAGCUGCCCCCUUGUGACGUGUCGGCCUGAUGAGUUUCAGUGUGGGGACGGCUCCUGUAUUCCAGGCAUGAAGCAGUGUGACAAGGCACACGACUGUCCGGAUUACAGCGACGAGGCAGGCUGUGUGAAUGCGAGCAUGUGCGACGGACUGGCGAGCUUCCAGUGCAACAGCGGCGAGUGCAUUGACAGCAGCAAGGUGUGCGACUCUCACAAAGACUGCAGAGACUGGUCUGAUGAACCCAUCAAGAAAUGCGGCUUCAGUGAAUGCGCUGUCAACAAUGGCGGUUGCUCCCACAUGUGCACGGACAUGCGGAUCGGCCAUGAAUGCGAAUGCCCCGCGGGAUACAAGCUGCUGGACAAGAAGACUUGCGGAGACAUAGAUGAAUGUGAGAAUCCGGACGCAUGUGAUCAGAUCUGCAUCAAUUACAAAGGAGACUACAAGUGUGAGUGCUACGAGGGCUAUGAGAUGGAUGCCGUGAGCAAGACCUGCAAGGCAGUGGGGAAGAGUCCAUACCUGAUGUUCACGAAUCGGCACGAAAUCCGCAAGAUAGACCUGGUGAAGAGGGAUUACACCCAGGUGGUCUCCAUGCUGAAGAACGCCAUUGCCCUGGAUGUUGAUGUGGCCACCAACACAGUGUACUGGUGUGACCUGUUCCAGCGCAGGAUAUGCAGUGCCUACAUCAACAAAGCCAGCGAUGCAUCCCAGCAAGUGACCCUCAUCGACAGCUACCUGCACUCCCCCGAGGGCCUGGCCAUGGACUGGGUCCACAAGAACAUUUACUGGACCGACUCAGGGAACAAGAGCAUCUCUGUGGCCACUGCUGACGGGAAGAAGAGGAGGACGCUGAUCACUAGUGAGCUCGGCGAGCCGCGGGCAAUAGCAGUGGAUCCAAAGCAGGGGUUCAUGUACUGGUCAGACUGGGGGAACCCAGCCAAGAUCGAGAAGGCUGGGCUGAACGGAGUGGACAGGCAGGUCCUGGUCUCCCACAACAUAGAGUGGCCCAACGGAAUCGCACUGGAUUUGAUGAGCAGGCGUGUGUACUGGGUUGACUCCAAGCUGCACCUGAUCUCCAGCGUGGACUUCAGCGGAGGCAGCAGGAAGGUCCUGCUUUCAUCUCCACACCACCUGGGCCACCCGUCUGCCCUGGCAGUGUUCGAGGACAGGGUUUAUUGGACAGACCUUGAAAACGAAGCCAUUUACAGCGCCAGCAGGCUUACUGUACGCAACGUUUCCACGCUGGCAGAACACCUGAAUCACCCGCACGAUAUCAUUGUGUUUCACGAGCUCAGACAGCCCAAAGCUCCAGACAGCUGCAACGUGGGCUCUGUACCGAACGGUGGCUGUGAGUACCUGUGUCUCCCUGCACCCCAGAUCACAGAGCACUCCCCUAAAUACACGUGCGCCUGUGCGGACGGCAUGGAGCUGCACCCCGACAUGAGACACUGUCAGACUGGUGUCCCAACAGUGAGGCCGAAAACAAAAACCACCACCACCACAACCACCAGACCAGCGACCAUCCCAACUACCGCCCUCCACACAACCAGCACAGCUGCCAGCCGCCCUGCCCCCUCCCAGCCUCCUGCUACAGUCCCAGAGGAGCUCAGCGAGCGCACCACCCUGCCACCGGCCAACCAACUGAGAGAGAACAGCAAUCUGUCACAUCAGUCUGGGGGUGAGCAGCAUCUUCUUGGAACCAGUGUCACAGUGGCAGUGAUUGGUAUCAUCAUUCCUAUAGCAGUGCUGCUUGGGCUGAUGUGCACGGGAGGCUAUCUGGUCUGGAGAAACUGGAGAAGGAAGAACACAAAGAGCAUGAACUUCGACAAUCCCGUGUACCGGAAGACCACGGAGGAGGAGGAGGUGGAGGGAGAGGAGGGAGAGGAGAUCCACAUCGGGAGGACGGACCAGAUCGGCCACGUCUACCCAGCUCGCGUGGCUCUGAGUCUGGAGGAUGAUGGAUUGCCAUGAGGGGAACGCAGGCCCGUCGUCCACGGCGACCGCGAGCCAAACCAGGAGAUCAGCGGCUGCAGGUUCGAGUUGCUGAGAAAGCGGUGGGGUGGGGGAGCUUUUUUUUUUUUUUUUUUUUUUUUAACAUAUAUUUUUGUUACAUACCUGCAAAUCUUUUUUGUGAUCUGCAAGUUUAACUUGUUGUACUAGUACUGCCCUUUUGCUAUACUGAAGCAACCUGUUAAUGAUGACUAACCUCGUUGCCGAUCAUGUUAGUGUGGAUAGAGAGAUGCAAUCCCCCGCAGACUCGACUGCACUAGUGUACCGGUUUAAUACGGGUUAAUGGUUCACCGUUUUCAGAUUUUUUUUUUUUUUUUUUUUUUUUUAAACUUCGUGGAUAGCGUUGCACUGAAAAGGAAGUGAUUUGACCACUGGCAGGCAAAAAGGGAGAGUGGGAAAGAGGGCAGGUGUGAAAAUUGGUUUGAGAUUUUAAAUUGUGCUGUCAUAACUGGUAAAGAAAAGCCCUGUGGAGAAUGGGUAGUGCCAGGUUAGUGAGCUGCAGGGGGUAGACUCUGUGCCCUUUACCAUCUACCAUGUCAAAGCGCUGAGGCAGCAUAGCCAUUGAGGACGUAGUGCCGUGUAACAGGGUAUUGUUACACGGCCUGUUAAACACAUGCAUGAACGAUCCACAGAGGGGGUUGGGAUUGCAAGAGAGCCCGUCCCCUGUCUCUCCCCAAACUGCCUUACAACGCCAAGGCUUUUGCGACAUCUUAGAACCCAGAGCCUCAGAGUGUUUGUACUGCUGUGCGAGUGGGGUCUCUUAGAACCCAGAGCCUCAGUGUAUUUGUACUGCUGUGCGAGUGGGGUCUCUUAGAACCCAGAGCCUCAGAGUGUUUGUACUGCUGUGCGAGUGGGGUCUCUUAGAACCCAGAGCCUCAGUGUAUUUGUACUGCUGUGCGAGUGGGGUCUCUUAGAACCCAGAGCCUCAGUGUGUUUGUACUGCUGUGCGAGUGGGGUCUUUUCCCUCUCUGCAGCUGAAUCAAGUAGGGGAAAAUCAUCUAAUUGAGGUUCCUUAAUUAUUUUGCCAGCUCUCCCCCUGGAUUCACAGUUACUGUAAAUGGCAAUGGAUAACACUGAGUGCUACAGGCUCGUAUGAAGCACACCACUAGGGGGCCCCAUGGUCACUGCAAGACUGGAUGGGAUUCCUUAGCAAGAGUGCUGCAAAUCCUUCAGAAAUUGCCAGCUUUGGCAGAUUUAAAAUAUAUAAAACCUCACAUUUGAUGCUUCUCUGCAUGGUAACCCUUCAAGACACAGCAAGACAAGACGAACGUUUUAUAAUUCAUUUCUUAGAGUCCCAGCUUGAGUUUAAUGCUUUGAAGUUAUAGGUUUAUCUAAUGCUUUGAGAAUCUCACCCAUAGGGGUGGAUGAGAUUUCAAGAGUGAUUAUAACAAACACAUUUCACCCUAAGAAGCGAAGGGCAGUCGACCCCAUGCAGCUUGGAGAAGAGAUGUGAUCAUUUACACGUCGGACAGCAGCUUGCAGGGUGUCAUGUGCAAUAGCUAUCCUAACAUGUGAAGCCAGUGACGAUCCUUUUUUAUUAUUUUUUAUUAUUUUUAAUUCAUUCAUAAAAGCAGUAGAUAUUUUAAUAACUACUAAAUGCUAAACCCAGAUCAGUAUACUAGGAAAGUACUUGUGCUGCAGUCCUGUGAAUUAACUGGCACUGCACUGAGCAAUGCCUUUGUUCCACAGCUCCACCCUGGUCAUUACUGCUGCUGCUUGGUACCUGACAGAGUACCAGUCCCUUUCUGUGUAUGCAGACUUGGGGAAUUUCUAACACACAUGCUGGUUAUUAGUGUGGACUCAGUUCAUAAUACAGCCAUAUCAGAGAACGUUCCAUUUUCUAUGCUGUUUGUUGCACAAACUUUGAAAUGCCUUCUGCACUGUGUACAAAAUCUAGGAGGAAGGGUGAUUUUUAAAUGAUUUGUAAAUACGCUUUCAUAUUAUAAACAUUUUGAUAAACAAUUCUGUAAAAAAAAAAUAUAUAUAUAAAAUACUGCAAAAAAAUAAAAUAAAAAUUGAGACUAGACCUUAAAUAUGACACUUUGUGUGCAACAGCAGUGCAGUUUCUUGUUUUUGUAUUACUACUUGAUUGUAACACAAAUUAAUUCUCAGCCAAAGUGCGUUUUAUCUGUUUCGGUUUUGAUUUGUUAUUUAAUAAUAGAAUGGGUUUAUUCUAUGUUGCCUUUGUUGUACUCUGUUGUCUUUCUCUGUUUGUUAUUUGAGUUUGUUGUUUAAGUUAUUGGUGCCUUGUUGAUUUUCGUGUGUAUUUUAGAGAGAGAUUUAAUACAUAGCAACUGCUGUACUUACAUAGGAAAUCUUAAACAGUACUGUAUACCAAAAUGGUCUUGCUCAUCUUUCUAUAAAAUUGAACUGUUCAUACAUAUAUAUAUGA